Molecule: messenger RNA, 369 nt
Organism: Solanum pennellii
Lineage: Eukaryota; Viridiplantae; Streptophyta; Magnoliopsida; Solanales; Solanaceae
Product: putative ripening-related protein 2
Exons: 1
Coding region: 1-369 (122 amino acids)
Source: RefSeq, a predicted model, not a curated record
AUGGUAUUUAAUAACAUAUUGAUUGUUGAAGCUCAAAAGCACAAUGGUCAUAUGAAGGCAAUUUUAACAAUUAAUGAUUUUUCAAAAGGUGGUGAUGGAGGUGGACCAUCAGAAUGUAGUGGUAAAUAUUACCAUAAUUCAGUUCCAAUAGUGGCUUUAUCAACUAGAUGGUACAAUAAAGGGAAAAGAUGUUUUGAUAAAAUUACAAUUUAUGCAAAUGGAAAGAGUACAAAAGCUAUGGUUGUUGAUGAAUGUGACACAAGUAGAGGAUGUAAAAAUAACAUUGUUGAUGCUUCUGAAGCUGUGUGGAAAAAUCUAGGUGUUCCAAAGAAGGAUUGGGGUUGGCUCGAAGUUCACUGGUCUGACUAA